This is a messenger RNA of Zingiber officinale, 1476 nucleotides long. Its product is annotated as probable membrane-associated kinase regulator 4. Gene Ontology annotation, cellular component: plasma membrane. Gene Ontology annotation, molecular function: kinase inhibitor activity. The transcript has a single exon. Bases 609 to 1394 code for a protein of 261 amino acids. The record is from RefSeq and is a predicted model, not a curated record. Lineage: Eukaryota; Viridiplantae; Streptophyta; Magnoliopsida; Zingiberales; Zingiberaceae.
GUUAAAUUAACUUAGCAUCACAAGUGGAUUCUCCAAGAUUAAUUAAAUUUUUACAUGAUUAAGAAAGCUAAUAUCGUAAGACGGCGCAGGGUUAGGAGGGUAGUUGCCAUGAGGCGGAUAAACGCCGGAAGCAGAGGAGUAGUACGCUGGCGGCGGCCGCGGUGGCGGUGGCGGUGGCGGAUACCUACCGUAAUGCAUCAUGUUGGAAAACAAAACGAGGAAUAUUUCCAUAAUAUGUCAAUAAUUUUUUAUUUAUUUAUUGUAUAGGCAUCUAUAAGAGUUCAAAUGCCAAUAAUAUUGGUAUCUUAUUAAAUAUUUAAACAAUAAAUAACUUAAUUAUCCAUUCUUGGAGCUCAACGAUCGAGGUUUGGGGCCUUGAGCUUCAAAAACUUUCAAAUUUGUCAUUUAAAAUUCAUUAAUUAUUUUUUUUUCAAAUUGUCCUUUAAACCCUGAUUAUUAUCGUUGUUAAGUCAAACUCUAAAAUGGAAAUUUCCCUAAUCUACUUCUUAGUUAUGAUUUAGUCCAAGCUUAAAGAGUGAGACAAUGUGUUCGCUAUGCCUUUAAAGGCAUGAUAUUAAUGGGAGAACAACAAACAGAGUUCGACAUCCAUGGAGAUGGAGGAGGAAGACUUCAUCGACAUGGACUUCGUUUCCUCUUCGCCGGAGUUCGAGUUCCACAUGACCGCCGAUGAUCCACCCCUGCCCUCCCCCGCAGACGAGCUCUUCUACAUGGGUAAGCUCCUCCCCCUCCACCUCCCCCCUCGCCUCCAAAUGCUCGAACAGCUCCUCCGCGACACCUCCGCCGCCGUCGCAACGGCCUACCAUUCCUGCAACGCCAACGGCGAGCUCAACCCCAAGAAGUCCUGGACCAAGAAGAUCAAGGAGGCCACUCUCGGCCUCAAAGUCGAUGCCUCAAGAUCUUACUUCAGAUCCCUGUUCCACAGAUCUCGGCCUUCCAAUGAGAAAUUGGAAGCCUCCAAAGCCCUGAGGCGCCAUCAAAAUCCGACCUUGUCGGAAGACGAGAGCAGGAGCAAGCCGUCGUCCUUCUCGAGCGAGUUCAACGGCGGGAAGUCAACGCCGAGACGGAGCAGCAGCGCGAGCUCCGACGCCGAGAGCUUGAUCCAGGGAGCGAUUGCCUACUGCAAGAAGAGUAGCCAAUGGGCGGUUGACUCCGAGGCCAGGAAGACCACGAGCAACGACGGCUUCUACUUGCUCUCCGCUUCCAGAAUUGCACCGGAGUGUAAGCAAGCGGAGCUUCCGCACCAGAUUCGGUCGCCGCCGUCUUGCUGUUGUUCCCGUGGAAAAAAGACCAACUUUUGUGAUGCGUAUUUACUUCUCAAACACGAAUCCAAUGCGAUCAAAAAUUUCAUUUUGGCUGUUUCUGCGAACAAGUGAAAGAAGUAGGAUUGUAAAUAAAACCGAGCCAUAUUUAUUUAAUAAGAUAACUAAGCUAAGUGAAGCGUAAAAUUAAUUAAAG